AUGUCUGAAGACGAAGAUGACGUACCUCGUCUCCUUCGAGAUCGUCGCAUAAAAGCCGUCAAAGACAGAUUCCGUCGAGAACCAACAGACUACAAGCCACGCAGCCUCAAAGCUAAUAAUAAUCCACAAGUCAACGAACUCCGCGCGAUUGAGGCUUUACCAGCCAGAUCUCGAAGAAAUCUCAAUGAUAUAUCACCAAACGGCAAAAAAGUCUAUGAUCUCUUAACAGCAUUUGAAAGGGGUGCUGUGGGCGCUUUGGAAGAAGCGGGAGAGCUACUUUGGGCGCAGAUUUUUGCGGAGCCGGAUUUUAGUCAAAGUCCUAGGAGGGAGCCAACAUCAAACACAAGAGCUUUGGCUAGGAUUGCCUCAAAUGCGAAUACUGAAGUCAGGCAGAAGGCUAGUAAAAAGCCUACGAAACAAUCGCCUGCCGAAGAAAUAAUUUCUACCAAUGCUACCUCAAAUGCUUUUGCCGGUUCUCCUCAGAAAUCUUGGAUGACGACAGGAGUUUCAGUAUCACCAAGCCCACGACGUGUUAGCAAUUCACCAACCAACAAGGACAGGAACAACGAUUCUACUAGCUUUGAAUGCCAGUCUGUCGCACCUUCGAUUUCAUUUUACUCUGCACAGGCUAGUCACCAAAACCCGAUUCAUACAUCUGCUUCUGUCAACCAAGUGCCUGGAGGUUCGCCAGAUAUCUACAAUAGCGGUGUGUAUACACCUUGGCCAUUGCGGUCCACAUCCCACGAAAAUCAAUAUGCAACUUUGCAUUCGGUUCAGGCUUCUGGAAGCUUCAUUCCAUCUGUUCCAGAAAGAAGGGACUCAGCACAGGGUCAAAUGCCGCGUUCUGAUUACGACCCAAGAUUGGGAAGUGAUAGAACUGAUCGUGACCCAUCAUUGGAGAAUCUUUAUGACCCCGCGAAAUCUCACUACUUUGCGACACUGAGGAGGAAUAUACCUGAUCUAAGUUCGCCAUCAAAUUCAACGCCUCAACAUUCCGCAUGGGAAUAUCCCGAUUCUGGCAUGUCAUCUUCUGGUAGACAUGAUGAAUAUCCUGCUGCUCCUCCCAUGAUUGGGAAUCUAAGUCGGUUCAAAAAUCACACAGUCCAUCUAAGUCACCCAGCAAGCUCAAGUCGUACUGUUUAUGAUCCUUCGACUCCUCCUUUCCAUCCAGCUAUAUCUCCGAAGGCACAACAGCUCUUCAUUUCACGCAAGGAAGAAGAAGAAAACGAACUUGCUCGCAUAACCUCGAGUAUUCAUCGCUCGCUAGCGAGUCUACCAGAUCAUCAUGCUCAUCAACAAGUUGCAUCGAGCUCUACUGUAGAUCUGACCCCUUCAUCUGUAAUUGCUGCUGCGAAUACGCUAGCAAAUAUUCCACAUACUGGCCGCAGAACACAACUUAUUACACCAAGUUCCUCUACGUCUCAAAGCUCUUCAUCUAUCACGCCUUCCAUGAAACAAGGGCAAUCAAGGAAUAAUCCUUUCAUUAUCCAAGAUGAUAUGGGGUUUGUGCGAACGUUUCAGCCAGAAUCAGACCCGAAUCCAGCUUCAAUCAAUCCACUACCGACUACUACCAGUACAGACCCUACAUCUUUCUCUACCAAUCCUGUGGUGCUGCCUUAA
Messenger RNA from Sclerotinia borealis F-4128, 1620 nucleotides. NCBI's taxonomy places the organism in Eukaryota, Fungi, Ascomycota, Leotiomycetes, Helotiales, Sclerotiniaceae. The record is from the annotation of a GenBank genome assembly.